Messenger RNA from Vespa mandarinia (Asian giant hornet), 3093 nucleotides. It is a transcript of the gene e, whose product is annotated as nonribosomal peptide synthetase ebony. Lineage: Eukaryota; Metazoa; Arthropoda; Insecta; Hymenoptera; Vespidae. The record is from RefSeq and is a predicted model, not a curated record.
AGUAUGUACAAUAAGUGAAAGUAUAAAUAGGAGUCUACCUACAGUAUCAUAAAAUUUUAUACAGUUAAAGAAUUGAUCGAUCGGUCUUUUGAUAAUAAGAAGAUAAAUAUUUUUAAAAGUAUUGAUCAUAUCAACGUGUAACAAAUUGUAUGAUUCGCAAAACGUCGUUUCUUUCGAAUUGAUCAUUAUUAAAAUGAUCGAUGUAUUUCUUCAAUCUGACAUAUUUUUUAUACGUUAAAAGUAUCGGUAUGGGUACCCUACAACAGCAAUCAAUUUUGAAAGGUCGUCAAGUAAAUAGGAACGAAGAGGUGGAAUUACUUCACAAAUUAUUCAGCGAAACAGCGUGUAAACAUGUUGAUGAUAUUGCCAUCAUUUUCGAAGAUGCUAACGGCGAGGUGCGAGAAAUGACUUAUAAAAAAUUAGACAAAUUAACGAAUCGAUUGGCAAGAGCAUUAGGAAAAUAUGCUGAGAAAAUUAGAAUUGAUAGUCAACCAUUGGUAGCCGUUUGUAUGAGGCCAACUGAAAAAUUACCAACAAUUUUAUUAUCGAUAUUGAAAUCUGGCAUGGCUUAUUUACCUUUGGACCCUGAAUUCCCAUCGACUAGGUUGAAACACAUCUUGCAGGAGGCUGAACCAAUUGUAGUGAUCCUCGAGAAGGAAGCUGACAUAUCAUUGUAUACUGGGACGAUAACGAAAACUUACGACCAACUAUUCGACGAGGCUCGAAUCGAAAAUGACGACAUUUUGGAAUAUGAAGAGAAUUCAAAACAAUUGGCGAUCGUACUCUAUACUUCCGGUAGUACAGGAACUCCAAAAGGUGUCCUGAUACGUCACUCAACAAUUUUGAAUCGAUUGAACUGGCAAUGGCGGGAAUUACCUUAUUGGACGAACGAGAAUCGUUGCAUCUUUAAAACGGCUUUAACGUUCGUCGAUAGUGUGCCAGAAAUUUGGGGUCCAUUGUUACAAGGUCGUACAUUGGUCGUCGUUCCCAGGGACGUAACGAAAAAUCCAGAAAGAUUCGUACAAACUUUGGAAAAGCACAAGAUUCAACGACUGGUCUUGGUGCCAUCUCUCCUACAAUCUAUGCUGAUGUAUUUUAAAUUACAGAAUAAACAAAACUCCCUGCCUUCUUUGAAACUUUGGAUCUGUUCUGGCGAGACGUUAUCGACUUCCUUAGCAGACCAGUUCUUUAUAACCUUUCAUGGUGAUAAUAAGAUGCUGGCAAAUUUUUAUGGUAGCACCGAAAUCAUGGGAGAUGUCACUUACCAUAUAAUGCACAGUCUUAACGAUCUAGAGAUAUCAGAGAAAAUACCUAUCGGCAAUCCUUUAGAUAAUUGCAUGGUCUAUUUAGUUAACGAGGAUAUGCGUUUGGUACCUCAAGGGGAAAUCGGCGAAUUACUAGUAGCUGGUAGAAAUUUGGCAGUUGGCUAUUUGCGAGAUCGAGAAUCUCAUCGAUUUAUGGAUAAUCCAUAUGCGAUCGAUCCAGAAUACUCGAGAGUUUUUCGGACCGGUGAUUACGCAAAAAUCGUCAAGGGAACGAUGAUAUACGAAGGACGUGUCGAUUCUCAAGUCAAAGUUCGGGGUCACCGGGUUGAUCUUUCCGAAGUUGAAAAAAUCGUAUCGAAAACGCCGGAAAUCGAUAAGGCCGUAGUACUUUGUUACAAGCCUGGUGAUUUGUCGCAGGCAUUACUGGCGUUUAUAACGGUAAAGGAGGAAACUAAGAUCAGUAGUAGGGAAAUCGAAGUUGCUUUACAAAAGAGAAUGCCACUUUACAUGCAACCGCAGGUUAUAAUCGUUAAUCACAUACCGCUUUUAACGAACGGUAAAACCGAUCGUCAGAUGCUCUUCAAACAAUAUGAAUCAUCGAAUCUCGUUAAUGAGAACGACGAAAUCGCUAAUUGCGAUUAUACCGGUGUAUCAGAAGAAGAUCUUGCGAAAGCCAAAGUAUUGUUUCCCACGAUUGCAACCGUGAUUGGUGCAAGCAAUCGAGGAACAGUAAAUUUGGAGGGGAACUUUUACGAACUUGGUGGAAAUUCCUUGAAUUCUGUCUAUACCGUUACAAAAUUAAGGGAUCAAGGUUAUUCCAUUGGUAUAACGGAAUUUAUCACGGCUAAAACAUUGGCCGAUGUUUUAAGACUAUUGAAGACCAACACCAAGGAAGAUAAUUUGAAAGAGAACAUCGACGAGGAGCAACGAUAUUUCGAAAUGUUGAACGAUUCACACAAAGAGAACGCGAUCAAGAUAAUCACAGAAAGUUUCUACUCGAAAGCCGAUUUAGAGCAAUGGUUGAUAGAUGACAUAAGCAGAGAGGAUUACCGAAUAUUGAUGGAAAAGUUAUGGGAGCCAUUGAUCGAAAAAGAUUUAAGUUUCGUUGUAAAAUCAUCUCAAGACGAUCGAGUUAUCGGCGUUAGCUUGAAUUUCGAUCUAUGGGACGAGCCGGAAGUUGAGAUUGACUCAAAAUUAACGAUAGUCUUUGACUUUCUCGAAUAUUUGGAGAAACCAAUCAGAGAGAAAAAAUUGCCGAAGGGAAAGGGACAGAUAAUACAUAAUUUUAUGAUGGCGACGCAUUCUGAUUUAGCGCCAGCGGAAAAUGUUAUAAUUAUAGGAGAAAUGGAAGAAUAUUGUUUGAGAGUUGCCAGGAAAAAGGAAUACGGUGGUAUAUUCACGACGAAUACGAGUCCCUUGACGCAGCAACUUGCUAUAGACGUAUAUGCGUAUGAAACGAUGUUGACCUAUCGAGUGAACGAGUAUAUAGCACCGGAUGAUUCAAAGCCAUUCGGUAGGGCACCAGACUCUCAAGUGGCAAUUUGCUCAUUGAAAAUGAUCGACUAAAAAGAUUGUUGCAAUUUAUUGCGUGUAAAUAGCUUAGAACUGCCCCUGUACGUGUACGAGCGACAUCUUGCAGAGAUUUUCAUUACUUCUUCAUGAAAUCUCAGUCACUUAUAUUUUUCGGUUAAUAUUUUAAAUAAACGAAUAAAUAAAUAUAUAUAUACAUAAAAAGAUCGCGAAUAAGAAAUAAUUAUGACAAAUGGGCAUCACAUUGAUUGUUAAGAUUAUGGAAAAAAAAAGGAAAAGAAAAAAAAAGAAAAAGAAA